This is a messenger RNA of Fonsecaea nubica, 762 nucleotides long. RefSeq lists its product as hypothetical. Bases 1 to 762 code for a protein of 253 amino acids. The record is from RefSeq and is a predicted model, not a curated record. NCBI's taxonomy places the organism in Eukaryota, Fungi, Ascomycota, Eurotiomycetes, Chaetothyriales, Herpotrichiellaceae. The transcript is spliced from 4 exons.
AUGAAUGGAGCGCCUCCAAAAACAGCAGGGAGAAAGAGAUUCCGCCACCCUGCGACCGCGAUAGAGCCGGGCGCCGCCACCUACCAUGCCUCUGAUGCCGCCGUUACGGGCUGGACCACCCCACCCAUUGGCGGUGCUCAGCCGUCGGCAGGGGAAGGAGCAAACACCGAACAACGCUCUUUUUACGCCAUCAAGAACACGCCCUAUUGUGCCUGCGUCUUUUAUGCUAGUGCCAUUGGCGUGGCCGAUAGACUCGUCGGCCUUGGUAGUCGCGGCAAGUGCUACAGAAAGGCGGAAAUGGAGGCCGCCUCUGUGGCUGGUGAAUGCGACGUGGGCCUGCCAAAGACUGCUAUCCGGCACUCUCUUUGCUACUCUAGACGAUUCCGUCUCUGGCACCCCUUGGCUGGCCGUUCCUCGCCGCUGAGAGGAGCAGGCGCGAGGCAGCCCCGCUCGUCGCCGCAUCAGACACCGGACCAGUCGGCCACAUUCACCACCGCCACCUAUGAACCCGAAGCCAUGCGUCCUCUCCCGGCCAAUCGGCAACACCUGCGACGACAAGUCGUGGAGACGAUGCCCCGAUUCGCCCUCUAUAGCACGCGCCACGGACCCGUUCUUAAGCCAACGUCCAGGUACGCCCUCCGCGCCCGGAUCGGUGCUCGUCAGGCUCAGCCCUACCCGCAGGCCGACAGCGCCAGCAUGCGUCCCGUGGCGGGUGUUGCCGAGACUGGGGGCUGUUUGGCUCCUGGCCGCAUCGGGUACUGA